CGCCCGCGGCUGCCGGGCCAUGGAGCUCAUCGAACUGCGGGAGCUGCAGCCGGAGCCGCGGCCGGGCCGGGGCCGCCUGGAACGGACCAACGCGCUGCGCAUCAGCCCGGCGCGCCGGCCCGGCCCCGGAGCGCACCCGGACCCGCGCCUGACGGCGGCCCCGGGCGCCGGGCACCGCUUCGAGCCGCGGCGCCGCGGGCUCCACACCUGGUGCGACCUCUGCGGGGACUUCGUCUGGGGCGGCGGCAGGAAGAGCCUCCAGUGCCGCCACUGCAGCUUCACAUGCCACUACCGGUGCCGGGCCCUGGUGCGGCUGGACUGCAGUGGCCCCCCGGGUACCGGCGAGGAGGAGGAUGGCACCGAGCAGGCACUGGAGAAGGACACCAACGUGGAUGAGCCCAGCGAGUGGGAGAAGACAGAGCUGGACCAGGCGCAGGUGGAGCAGCGGAUCAAGGAGUACAACAGCCAGAUCAACAGCAACCUCUUCAUGAGCCUGAACAAGGAUGGCUCCUACACUGGCUUCAUCAAGGUGCAGCUGAAGCUGGUGCGUCCCGUGUCGGUGCCGGCCACCAAGCGGGUGCCCUCACUGCAGGCCGGGCGGUCGGGGCAGCGCACGCCGGCCGUGAAGCGCCGCACGUCCUUCUACCUGCCCAAGGGCACCGUCAAGCACCUGCACAUCCUGUCGCACACCCGCGCCAGCGAGGUCAUCGAUGCCCUCCUCCGCAAGUUCACCGUCGUCGACAACCCCCGCAAGUUCGCCCUCUUUGAGAGGUCCGAGAAGGAUGAGCAAGUGUACCUGCGGAAGCUGGGUGAUGAGGAGCAGCCCCUGCGGCUGCGGUUGCUGGCUGGCCCCAGCGAGAAGGUUCUCAGCUUCGUCCUGAAGGAGAACGAGACUGGGGAGGUGAACUGGGACGCCUUCACGCUGCCGGAGCUGCACAAUUUCCUGCGCAUCCUGCAGCGGGAGGAGGAGGAGCAUGUGCGCCAGCUGCGGCACCGCUACGCGCGCUGCCGCCAGAAGAUGCAGGAGGCGCUGGCCACGCACACGCCGGGAUGACCGCGCCGCCGGCACCCGUGGCCAGCCAGCGCGCCGGGACCCUCGCCUGCCGGCGGGUGGGGGCACCGGGGGAUUAGGGGGUGGAUCGGGGCUCCCCGGGACCCGCCGGGCCGUGGCGGCCCCCAUGGGGCUGGCCCGGGGAGUGGGGGUCCCCGCGGUGAGUCAGUGUCCCCAGGGGAGGCGGGGCAUCGAGGACCAAUAAAGGCAUCUUGGUGACGA
This is a messenger RNA of Colius striatus (speckled mousebird), 1273 nucleotides long. It is a transcript of the gene RASSF1, whose product is annotated as Ras association domain family member 1. The transcript has 6 exons. Lineage: Eukaryota; Metazoa; Chordata; Aves; Coliiformes; Coliidae. Gene Ontology annotation, biological process: Ras protein signal transduction. Gene Ontology annotation, cellular component: nucleus; microtubule cytoskeleton. The record is from RefSeq and is a predicted model, not a curated record. The coding region runs from base 20 to 1054 and encodes 344 amino acids.